UCUGCGCAGCCUGUGUACCGAGAAUUACAAAUAGUUCUUCUACGGCAGAGUUCCUUUUCAGUCCGUAUUAGUGUGACCAAGUGCUUUAAUACAUUACCAUUUGGGCACAAUUAUGAAAAAGGAUAUUAAAAUAGUUAUCAUCUCCGAAACAUAGCCCAAAUGUAUUCAACAAAUAAUAACCUACAUUACAAAACAUUCAAAAGCUGCUAGAUAACCGCCCAUGGGCGGGCAAAGGCAGUGCCAUCAGCAUCAGGACCCACGGUGGGACACUGUCUGAGAGGCAGUGUGGACCAGAGGCUGACAUGACUCGGUAUAUAUAUGGUUAAACUGGUUGCUUUUGGACGUUGAUUUGGGUCAGAACGACUUUUUAAUACAGUUAAGUCGGUUGGAGGUCUUUGAGAUGGAGCAGUGAAGGGAAAGCCAUGAUGCUGCGGGAGGUCCUGGCCAAACCCCAGCGACAAGCUGUACGGGGAGCUGGUUUCCUGUUUCAUGCCCAGUCCACCUCCUGCCUUUCCAUGACAGAGGAACUUUUCUUAGAUGCCGCAGAAUAUGGUAACAUUCCUGAAGUGAGGAGGAUGCUAGACGAACUGCCUGACCUCAAUGUCAACUGUGUAAAUUAUAUGGACCAGAAUGCACUGCAGCUGGCAGUUGCCAAUGAGCAUUUAGAGGUGACUAAGCUCCUACUUAGGAAGAAAGGCAUCGGCAGAAUAGGUGAUGCUUUGCUGUUAGCCAUCAGUAAAGGCUACAUCCUUAUAGUAGAAGCCAUCCUGAGCCACCAGGCCUUUGCAGACGGUCAGAGGCUGACUAGUAGUCCUAGCCAGGCAGAGACACAUGAUGACUUCUUUGCCUAUGAUGAGGAUGGCACACAUUUCUCCCACGACAUCACUCCCAUCAUCCUGGCUUCCCAGUGCCAUGAGUAUGAAAUCGUGAAUAUACUUCUUAUGAAGGGGGCCCGUAUAGAGCGGCCCCAUGACCCCUUCUGUCAGUGCAGAACUUGCAGUAAGCAGCAGAGGUAUGACUCUUUUAGACACUCACAGUCCCGCAUUAAUGCAUAUAAAGGACUGGCCAGUCCUGCGUAUCUGUCCCUCUCUAACGAAGACCCUAUGACGGCAGCUCUGGAGCUCAGCAACGAGCUUGCACGUCUGGCCAAUACCGAGGAAGAGUUUAAGAAUGAUUACAAGAAACUGUCCAUGCAGUGCAAAGACUUUGUGGUGGGACUCCUGGAUUUGUGUCGAAACACAGAGGAGGUGGAGGCCAUCCUAAAUGGGGACACCGAAUCAUGCCAAAGCUCUGAAACCUUUGACAGACAAAACCUUCUCAGGUUAAAACUUGCAAUAAAAUAUGACAUAAAAAAGUUUGUGGCACAUCCGACCUGCCAGCAGCAGCUCCUCUCCAUCUGGUACGAGAACUUGCCUGGGCUACGUCAGCAGUCCACUGCAGUUAAAAUCCUUCUCGCCCUUGGUGUAGCUGUUGGGUUGCCUGUCCUGGCCUUUACACACUGGAUAGCACCAUCAAGUAAGUUAGGGAAACUCAUGUGUGGACCUUUCCUGAAGUUUGUGGCCCAUGCAGCUUCCUUUAUGACAUUUCUUUGCCUACUGAUCCUGAACACAGCAGACCGCUUCGAGGGAACAUCGCUUCUACCUAACAUGACCACCCGCGAUCACCCUUUACAGUUGUUUCGUAUGAAGACCACCCCCUUCACUUGGAUGGAGAUUCUCAUCAUAUCCUGGGUCAUAGGUCAUGAGUAUAAAGAUGCUUUCCCCUCCCCUGCACCCAAUUCCUGGAAGAUCUGGGAAGAAUGUGAAGACAUUUGGUCACAGGACAUCCAGGAGUACAUCUCAGAACCCUGGAACCUUCUGGACUUUAGUAUUUUGGCCAUGUUUAUGUCUUCAUUCAUAGCCAGAUUAAUGGCUUUCUGGCAUGCACAUUCUGCCCAGUGUUAUGUUAACAAGCACUACACUGACCCGACCAACAUGACCUUGCCCUUUGAGAUCCAGUAUUUCCAGCUGGCUCGAAUCAACUGGAUGCCCUCAGACCCACAGCUCAUUUCUGAAGGCCUCUAUGCAGUUGCAGUUGUACUGAGUUUCUCUCGCAUAGCAUACAUCUUGCCUGCCAAUGAGAGCUUCGGCCCUUUGCAGAUUUCUCUGGGAAGAACAGUGAAAGACAUCUUUAAGUUCAUGGUGCUUUUUAUAACAGUUUUUGUGGCUUUCAUGGUGGGAAUGUUCAAUCUGUACUCGUCCUACUUCGGAGCCAAGCACAACCAUGCAUUUACAACGCUUGAGGAGAGCUUUAAAACAUUAUUUUGGGCCAUCUUUGGCCUGUCAGAAGUGAAGUCAGUGGUCAUUAACAUCGACCAUAAGUUCAUAGAGAACACUGGCUAUGUUCUGUAUGGGCUGUACAACAUCAUCAUGGUAAUUGUCUUGCUGAAUAUGCUCAUUGCCAUGUUCAACAGCUCCUUCCAAGAAAUUGAGGAUGAUGCUGAUGUUGAGUGGAAAUUCGCCAGGGCAAAGCUCUGGUUCUCAUACUUUGAGCAUGGCGGCACAUUGCCCGUGCCCUUCAACCUCGUACCCAGUCCCAAGUCUGUCACAUCCCUCUUGCUGGGGAUUAGGGAAUUUCUCUGGGAAGUACCUCAAAGCAAAAGCAAAGAAAACUCAAAUGAUGACAUGGAAUUUAAUAAGUUGAGAGAACAGGAAGAUCUGAUGGGAUCGUCAGUUUGUCCAACCCAUUACCAAAUGAUAAUGAAUCGCCUCAUCAAAAGAUACAUCUUAAAAGCACAAAGAAAUAAAAGCAAUUAUGACAUGAAUGAAGGGGAACUGAAAGAGAUCAAGCAGGAUAUCUCCAGUCUCCGCUUCGAACUGCUGGAGAGAGGGAACCUUGACAUGGAGACGCUGGCAGACGUCAUCAGGGAAAUGGGAGAAAGCAUGCACGUUCAGCAGAAAUGAGAGCACAAACAGGAGCUAGCUAUACUUUCAGAAAAAUGUAACUAUUACCAAACACACCACGCUCUUCUCAUUAUUGAUGUAUUCAGUAUCAAAUGGCCCUCAGGCAUCAAACUCGUUGUUCUUGUCCCUGUAUCUACACAGUUACCCACAUGGUGGCACUAACGGGAUUAUUUCCCCCGGGACACAGGCUCCACUAACUGCUAGCUUACAGUAUGAUGGUGCUGCCUGUUGCCAGCUGUUUAUAUGGUUUGAUUUAGGGGAGACUUUUUCAUCUUAAGUAGAAAGCUCAGAUAAGAAAUAAGCAUAUGUUCGG
Messenger RNA from Monopterus albus (swamp eel), 3255 nucleotides. RefSeq names its product transient receptor potential cation channel, subfamily C, member 6b (gene trpc6b). Gene Ontology annotation, biological process: single fertilization; calcium ion transmembrane transport; regulation of cytosolic calcium ion concentration. The record is from RefSeq and is a predicted model, not a curated record. Gene Ontology annotation, cellular component: cation channel complex; plasma membrane. The transcript has 12 exons. Gene Ontology annotation, molecular function: store-operated calcium channel activity; inositol 1,4,5 trisphosphate binding; protein binding. The coding region runs from base 423 to 2942 and encodes 839 amino acids. Lineage: Eukaryota; Metazoa; Chordata; Actinopteri; Synbranchiformes; Synbranchidae.